Siniperca chuatsi (mandarin fish) is the source of this 1257-nucleotide messenger RNA. RefSeq lists its product as uncharacterized. Lineage: Eukaryota; Metazoa; Chordata; Actinopteri; Centrarchiformes; Sinipercidae. Bases 1 to 1257 code for a protein of 418 amino acids. Gene Ontology annotation, molecular function: protein binding. The transcript is spliced from 11 exons. The record is from RefSeq and is a predicted model, not a curated record.
AUGAAGUACUUCACUGUGCAAGGGAAGCCCCAUCUGUGUUUGUUUGCAGUACGAGACAUAAGUCCAGGAGAGGAGAUAACAUAUAAUUAUGGUGACUCAGACUGGCCGUGGAGAUGCAAGGUGGUCAAAAUUUUACGUUGUGAGACUGAUGGACCACCCACAUCAGAGCCUUAUACGAGCACUCAAAAGGUGUCUGCAGGUGCAUCAAGUGGCCUGCUCACAAGCUUUGAUAAGGAUCUCGAUGAGGUAAUUCCUCUGCAAGAUUCAGGGGGCCACAAAUCCCCAUCAACAACCGAAGAUAUUGAAGAGAUGACGGCUGAGAGCAACCGGAUUCAGACGGCUGCGAGCGACCUGAAUCAGUCAAGUCCAGUGCUUGGUCCACCCAACAGGGUUGGAAAGGAUCUCGAUGAGGUAAUUCCUCUGCAAGAUUCAGGGGCCACAAAUCCCCCAUCAACAACCGAAGAUAUUGAAGAGCAACCGGAUUCAGACGGCUGCGGCGACCUGAAUCAGUCAAGUCCAGUGCUUGGUCCACCCAACAGGGUUGGAAAGGAUCUCGAUGAGGUAAUUCCUCUGCAAGAUUCAGGGGCCACAAAUCCCCCAUCAACAACCGAAGAUAUUGAAGAGAUGACGGCUGAGAGCAACCGGAUUCAGACGGCUGCGAGCGACCUGAAUCAGUCAAGUCCAGUGCUUGGUCCACCCAACAGGGUUGGAAAGAUGACCACUGAGAAUAACCAGAAUCGGUUUCCCAGUCCAAGUCAAAUGGAUCCAGUUGUCAACAGUGGAAAGUGUAAAAAACAUCGCCUGGUGUGCGCAACAGUAUCCUCCUUGGACAAGUGUGUUCAAUGUGUGGGACCUGUAUCCUCCUUCAAGUGGCUUGGCUAUGAAUGCAGAGUUUGUUCGGGGGUCUGGCAUAAAUCCUGCCUCAGACGUAUUACAAAUUUCCAAGAUCCUUCACAGGAGGAACAGUUUUCUAAAUGUUCCAGGGAUGAACUGCUGUCAGAUAAGGAUGAUGUACCAGAUUCAGAACUGGAUCAAAUAUCAGAUGACGACGAGAACAUGUCCGACAAGGACUACAUACCAGACUCGGAGUCACAAAAUGAUGAUGCUGAUGAUGAUGAUACAGAUGCAAGCAUCCCCUUUAUGCCUAGUCAGUCGAAAGCUAAACAGGUUCAAGUAAAUCCAGUACUACCUGAUGUUGGAACAUCUUAUGGGUCAGACACAAGCAUCCCAGUUGUGCCCAGCACAUCAAAAUGUUAG